AGUUGGAGGGUGAGAGAAAAUGAAUUCCUUUUCUGAUUUACCUGCAGAGAACUUCAGCAUAGCAGUCAAUACAUCGCAGAUUUUCAAUGCCACUAAUAGCCCACCUUCAAUGUCAAUAACACGGCUUUUUCCAGCCUUGCUAGAAUGCUUUGGCAUAGUCCUUUGCGGCUACAUAGCAGGAAGGGCAAAUGUCAUCACAUCAACACAGGCCAAAGGACUAGGAAAUUUUGUCUCCAGAUUUGCACUUCCAGCUUUACUAUUCAAAAACAUGGUCGUACUUAAUUUUUCCAAUGUGGAUUGGUCUUUCCUAUAUAGUAUCUUGAUUGCCAAAGCUUCUGUGUUUUUCAUUGUAUGUGUUUUAACUUUAUUGGUUGCCAGUCCUGAUAGUCGAUUUAGCAAAGCUGGACUUUUCCCUAUUUUUGCUACACAAAGUAAUGACUUUGCAUUGGGAUAUCCUAUAGUUGAAGCUUUAUAUCAAACGACAUACCCAGAAUAUCUCCAGUACAUUUAUUUGGUGGCACCAAUCUCUCUUAUGAUGUUAAACCCUAUAGGGUUUAUCUUCUGUGAGAUCCAGAAGUGGAAGGACACUCAAAAUGCUUCUCAAAACAAAGUGAAAAUUGUGGGACUUGGACUCCUGCGUGUAUUACAGAAUCCGAUAGUAUUUAUGGUCUUCAUUGGAAUUGCCUUCAACUUUAUUCUUGAUCAAAAGGUGCCGGUAUACAUGGAAAAUUUUCUUGAUGGACUUGCAAAUUCUUUUUCUGGAUCAGCCCUAUUUUAUCUUGGUGUUACAAUGGUAGGAAAAAUUAAGAAACUGAAGAAGUCAGCAUUUGUUGUACUAAUUCUUCUCAUCACCGCUAAACUCCUGGUGUUGCCACUUUUGUGCAGAGAAAUGGUGGAACUCUUGGACAAGGGCCACAGUGCAGUAAACCAUACGAGUUUAUCAAAUUAUGCCUUUUUGUACGGUGUCUUUCCUGUGGCACCAGGGGUGGCGAUCUUCGCAACACAGUUCAACAUGGAAGUGGAGAUUAUAACCUCAGGGAUGGUAAUAAGCACAUUUGUGUCUGCUCCAAUCAUGUAUGUUUCUGCCUGGUUACUGACCUUUCCCACUAUGGACCCAAAGCCAUUGGCAUACGCUAUCCAGAAUGUUAGUUUUGAUAUAAGUAUUAUCAGCCUUGUCUCUUUGAUCUGGUCUCUGGCUGUUCUUCUUUUGAGUAAGAAGUAUAAACAACUUCCUCAUAUGCUCACAACUAAUUUACUCAUUGCUCAGUCUAUUGUCUGUGCUGGAAUGAUGAUAUGGAAUUUUGUUAAAGAAAAAAAUUUUGUUGGACAAAUUCUGGUGUUUGUUGUGUUGUAUAGCUCCCUCUAUAGCACGUACCUGUGGACAGGCCUUCUAGCAAUUUCUUUGUUUCUUUUGAAAAAGCGAGAGAUGGUACAAAUUCCCGUUGGAAUCAUCAUCAUAUCAGGCUGGGGAAUUCCUGCCCUCCUUGUGGGUGUGCUUUUGAUAACUGGAAAGCACAAUGGAGAUAGCAUUGACUCAGCCUUCUUUUAUGGAAAAGAGCAGAUGAUCACCACAGCAGUCACCCUGUUCGGUAGCAUUCUGAUAGCCGGGGUGGCGCUCAUGUGCAUGAACCGCACCACGCAAGCUGGACGCUACGAAGGCUUUGACCAUUCUCAGAACCACAAAGCAGCAGAGUCUGGAAACACUGCUUUUGAGGAGAAUCCAGUGCCAAUAACUGAACCAGAACUUUUUACCAGCUCUAUCACAGAAGGAAGUUGCUGUUCCUGCUCUAUGGGAAAUGGUGAGUUGCACUGCCCAUCAGCAGAGCCAGUAGCAAAUACAAGCACCAGCGGUUCUGUUCCUUCUUCAUUUGAAAAAAAUGAUCAUUGUGUGAGUCGCUGCAACUCCCAGAGCUGCAUAUUGGCCCAGGAAGAAGAACAGUAUCUACAGAGUGGAGACCAGCAACUGACUCGACAUGUGUUACUGUGCUUACUUCUCAUUAUUGGCCUGUUUGCUAAUCUUUCCAGUUGUUUAUGGUGGCUAUUCAACCAAGAGCCUGGAAGACUAUAUGUUGAGCUACAGUUUUUCUGUGCUGUAUUUAACUUUGGCCAGGGAUUUAUUUCCUUUGGAAUCUUUGGAUUGGACAAACAUUUAAUCAUCCUACCUUUCAAGAGAAGACUUGAAUUCCUAUGGAACAAUAAAGAAACCACAGAAAACAGGGAUUCUCCUGUUCCUGAGGAAAUAAAGAUGACCUGUCAACAGUUUAUUCAUUAUCACCGUGACCUCUGUAUUCGAAACAUCGUCAAGGAAAGAAGGUGUGGUGCAAAGACUUCUACUGGGACCUUCUGUGGCUGUGACCUAGUGAACUGGCUGAUUGAAGUCGGCCUUGCAUCUGACCGUGGGGAAGCUGUGAUAUAUGGAGACAGACUGGUGCAAGGGGGAGUCAUUCAACAUAUUACCAACGAGUAUGAAUUUCGGGAUGAGUACCUAUUUUACAGAUUUCUUCAAAAGAGUCCUGAACAGAGUCCUCCUGUUAUUAAUGCAAGUACCCUCCAACAGGAGAGAUAUAAAGCAGCUGAGCCUUCAUCAUCCCCAUCCUCACUUUCCCCGAAAGCCUAAAUUAUGAAGGAGAGAGUGCCACAUGGAGUCAUAUUCUAGCUCCGGUCCUGUUACUGAUUAGCUGUGUGACCUUGGGCGGCUCACAACCUCUCUGAGCCUCAGUUGCCUCUUUUGUAAAAUGAAGGGGUUUGGUAAGAUGAGUUCCACCCCACAAUAUCAUUCUAUGAUUUUCUGUGUAUGCAAAACAUGUAGGAAAUGGGCUUAGAAAAAAGAAAAAAAAACUAAUCAAAUUUUAAAGUUCUGAUAAUGAACAUAA
Chrysochloris asiatica (Cape golden mole) is the source of this 2873-nucleotide messenger RNA. RefSeq names its product G protein-coupled receptor 155 (gene GPR155). The transcript has 15 exons. Gene Ontology annotation, cellular component: membrane. The coding region runs from base 20 to 2617 and encodes 865 amino acids. The record is from RefSeq and is a predicted model, not a curated record. Gene Ontology annotation, biological process: transmembrane transport; intracellular signal transduction. Lineage: Eukaryota; Metazoa; Chordata; Mammalia; Afrosoricida; Chrysochloridae.